AUGAAGCAUGCACGUGGAGAGUUCAUUGCUCUCUUCCGUGCCCGGUGGCUCGCAUGUCUGCCACCAAGCUUCACUCUUGGUCUUCGUCUGUUCCUUCGCACGACGCUCCAAACUCUCUCUGCGCACGAGAAGCUAUUCCAUAUACUGGUUCAACUUGGCAUCUCCGAGCGUUUCGACAAGACCUUCAUCGAUGUCAUGUACGAUGAACUGGAGCAGAAGAUCCUGGACAGUUGUCCAGGAAUUUGGAGGGAGCCAAGGUUGGAAAUGAUUCGCAAAGCUGCGAAGGAAUUGGAAGAGAGAUGGCUAUCCGCCGUGUAUGGACAUAGGUUCUCGAGAACAGAGAAUAAUGACUGGUUCAAGAACGCGAUGAUGAUGGUCACAGGCAGGCUGGACCACUUUAUCUCGCGGACGCUCGUGGAGCUACGAACAUCAGAAAUAUUUGAUAUCGUCGUUGACUUCCCCGACACCCUUCCAGCCAUUCAGGAUCUAAGGGUGUGUUGUCCGUUUCUCUUUCCGCUGUCAUGGCUCCCUGGCUCACUCGUCACCAGGGUCAAUCAGCGCAUCUUGCAGCCCGCCGCAGACACCGACGAUAUCAUCACGUUCUACGUAUCCUUGAUUCGCUGCUUGCGUAUCAUCGAUCCACAAGGUGUCAUUCUACAUAAAGUCGCGCCACCAAUACGAAAGUAUCUUCGCGACCGACCGGAUGCCGUCCGGUGCAUCGUCAAACGCAUGACUGAUGAGAACGAGAGUUUCAUGCAAGAGGGGGAACAGGUCGUUCCAAUUCAACAAGUUCAUGAGGCUUAUGAUGAUUACACGGAUCCGCACUGGUUGCCCGAGCCGGUCGAUGCUGGAGCUGACUUCCGGACCACGCGGCCGAUGGACAUCGUCAGCACCCUAGUGUCCAUCUACGACACACAAGACUUAUUCAUCAAGGAGCUUCAGCAUCUUCUCGCUGGAAGACUUCUAGCGGUGCGGAAUUCACCUCUGGAUGACGAGAUACGAAAUGUGGAGAUGCUCAAGAUGCGUUUCGGUGAAGCCCCGCUGCAAGUCUGCGCAGUAAUGUUGAAGGACAUGUCGGAUUCACGCAGGACGAACACACACCUGCACGGAGAACAAUCUCACCCACUCUAUACCACAGUUAUCUCGCGCUUGUUCUGGCCGACUAUUCAACCUGUCCCACUCAAGAUGCCCGGACAGUUUAAGGAACUGCAAGAUGGCUUCGAAGCCGAGUUCCACAAGUUCAAACCCGAUAAGAGCCUGAAAUGGGUGCCACAGCUCGGAGCCGUCUCGCUCAACCUAGAGCUAGAAGAUCGGGUGGUCGAAGUGGAGGCUACACCAAUCCAAGCAGGCGUCAUCGAGCUAUUCUCAGAACGAGACACUUGGGAUCUAGAGCAACUCAUGCAGAAGCUCGGGGGAAUCGACAGAGUUCUCGUACAGAGUGCGUUGGACUUCUGGAUUGGAGAAGGCGUAGUGAAGAAUGAAGGCAGCCGGUACAUAUUGCUUGAAAAGGCCGAGGCAGCUAAAGGAGUGUCGCAGCGGCCCCCCCCAGUUGAUGAAGCGCCGCGGGUUGAUGAGAGGGACAAGCAGCAAGCUGAACAAAUGAAAAUUUAUUGGCAGUUCAUACAAGGGAUGUUGACCAACCUUUCGUCCCUACCUAUCGAUAGGAUACAGGCAAUGCUGAAGUUUGCCCCGGGGUAUAAUCGCUCUGUACAGGAGUUGGCAGUAUUUCUGGAAUCUGCGCGAAAAGAAGGUCUGGUCGUGUUCACCAAUGGUGCGUGGAAAUUAGAGAAGAAAUAA
This is a messenger RNA of Dacryopinax primogenitus, 1797 nucleotides long. RefSeq lists its product as uncharacterized. Gene Ontology annotation, cellular component: anaphase-promoting complex. Gene Ontology annotation, biological process: ubiquitin-dependent protein catabolic process. The record is from RefSeq and is a predicted model, not a curated record. The transcript is spliced from 10 exons. Gene Ontology annotation, molecular function: ubiquitin protein ligase binding. Bases 1 to 1797 code for a protein of 598 amino acids. NCBI's taxonomy places the organism in Eukaryota, Fungi, Basidiomycota, Dacrymycetes, Dacrymycetales, Dacrymycetaceae.